GGGUGGCGCCACAACGACCGGCGGGAGAGGCCCAGGAGCGGGCGUCCGGGUACCUAGCUCGGCCACGGUGGCCGCGCAGCCCGACAGUACGAAGUUGCUCGCUCGGGGCCAUCUCUGGACGAGCGGCAAAAGCCUCUCCUCAUCCUCUGGGACCGACAUUCAGCAGCAGGACAGGACGACAAUGCACCCCUUCCGGCCGGCGCGGGCGCCACAGCUGGCGUGCCGCCUGGCCAGGGCGGCCUCUCCUUAACCGGCCAAGGGCGUGGCGGAGUCCGCGUCCCUCUCUGGCUUGGCCCCUCGAACCCGCGACCUUCCUAACAGCCCCAGGACGGAGUGAUCCAGCGGACACUGAGAACAGAUAAACAACGCGGAGCCCGCGAGGCUUCUGGGAAAUGUAGUCCUCCGCACUCUGCGCCCCGCGUUCUCUGAUUGGCCGCAAUCUACGCGCUCGCUGGGCCCCGGUAUCCAUGGCAACAACGCGUGGGUUUUUUUCCCCCCUCUUGGCCACUCGAACCCGCCCUUCGACCUCGGUCCAGCUUCAGCACGACGAACCGGUUGGCCAAGACCUGGAAGAGAAGUGGGAGGGAGCGAUGAUGCAAAAGUCAUCUAAACACUGGGGCGGGGAAAGGCGACUACAGUUAGAAAGGCAAAGGAAGCUGCAAAAGUUGCAGCAGGAAAGUUUGCGAGGUCCGGUGGGUGCUCCCGAUUCGCAGAGGGAAGGAACAAGUGCCAUGGCAGCAGGACUUUUCCUUCUUUGAUUCUGGAAGGUGCUAGACAAAAACAUGGAACUAAUUUUCCCGUCAGUGCUUAUAAUCCUAGGUUGCGUUGCUCUUUUGUUAUUCCUUCAACGGAAGAACUUGAGCGGACCCCCGUGCAUCAGCGGCUGGAUUCCUUGGAUUGGAGCUGCAUUUGAGUUUGGGAAAGCCCCUCUAGAGUUUAUAGAGAAAGCAAGAAUCAAGUAUGGACCAAUAUUUACAGUAUUUGCUAUGGGAAUUCGAAUGACCUUUGUUACUGAAGAAGAGGGCAUUGAUGUGUUUCUAAAAUCCAAAGAAGUAAAUUUUGAAUUUGCAGUGCAAGAUCCCGUCUAUCGUACAGCAUCAAUUCCAAAGAAUGUCUUUUUAACACUGCAUGAAAAACUUUAUAUCCUGAUGAAAGGGAAAAUGGGGACUUUCAACCUCUGUCAAUUCACUGGACGACUAACUGAAGAAUUACAGGAACAACUGGAGAACUUAGGCACUCAUGGGACAAGGGACCUGAACAUCUUAGUAAGGCAUCUCCUUUAUCCAGUCAGUGUGAAUAUGCUCUUUAAAAAAGGUUUGUUUCCCACAAACAAGAGGAAAAUCAUGGAGUUCUACCAGCAUUUUCAAACUUAUGAUGAAGGUUUUGAACAUGGGUCCCAGAUGCCAGAAUAUCUUCUAAGAAACUGGUCAAAAUCCAAAAGGUGGUUUCUAGAAUUUUUUGAGAAAAACAUCCCAGAUAUAAAAACAAACAAAUCUGAAAAAGAUAAUUCCGUGACACUAAUGCAGGCGCUACUGGAAAUCAUAGAGACGGAAACAAAUGAGCAAAGUCCAAACUAUGGGCUUCUACUCCUUUGGGCUUCUUUGUCCAAUGCUGUCCCUAUUGCAUUUUGGACACUUGGAUUUAUCCUCUCUCAACCCAGUAUUCAUAAGGCCAUUAUGGAAGGCAUAUCAUCUGUGUUUGGCGCAGCAGGUAAAGAUAAGAUUAAAGUGUCUGAGGAUGACUUGAAGAAACUCCCUCUAAUUAAAUGGUGUAUUUUGGAAACGAUUCGUUUAAGAGCCCCGGGUGCCAUUACUAGAAAAGUGCUGAAACCAAUUAAAAUUUUGAAUUUCACUGUUCCUUCUGGUGACCUGUUGAUGUUGUCUCCAUUUUGGCUACAUAGAAAUCCAAAAUAUUUUCCUGAACCAGAAUCUUUCAAACCCGAACGUUGGAAAGAGGCAAAUUUAGAGAAGCAUGCUUUCUUGGAUGGCUUUGUGGCCUUUGGAAGCGGGAAGUACCAGUGUCCAGGAAGGUGGCUUGCUAUGUUAGAGAUUGAAAUGUGUAUUAUUUUAUUAUUUUAUUAUUAUGACUGCAGUCUUCUGGACCCAUUGCCAAAACAGAAAAACACACUCCUCUUCAUACACACAGAAUUGUGUCUGCAAUUUCACAGGAUCCACAGAAACCCUGAACUCAUCCUCUCAACUCCCCUGAGAAGCUCCUGGCUAAGGAGCCCAUUCCGGGCCAUGUUGCUCUCACAUUUGACGAGUUCUCUCCAUCUGGUGGGUGUCCAGCAGCCAGAAGGACAAUGCCGAAUGGAAUAUACACAAAGAAAGUGACAUCUUCUGGGGCCAAGGAGGACCGGGCCUUCUGGAGGGAGACCCACGGGCCUGGCAGCAUCGAGACCUGAGCUCGACUAAAACGUGCUGCUGAACCUUUGCUUUAGUAUUUAGUUCAAGAAAAUGUCCAAACGGUGCCUGUGUCUGCGACCUCGAGAGUAGACCAAGAAUCUGACACCGCUCACUGAUAUGAAGACCCGAAUACGUGGUUUACAGAAAAUGUUUAAAUGAUCAAGAAGAGGAGGCAUUUCUUAAGAAGUUGGAAUUUGGUUUAUGAAAAACUGUAUUAGAACCUUAAAUAGUAAUAAUGCCAUUUGAAUGAAAAUCUGAUUACAGUAAUUCACCCUGAAGGCAACAUACUUAAAUUUCUGUGUUGAGAAAGGCUAGCAUCAAAAACAUUAAAUAAUGAUUUCUGGAAAUGUGUAUUUUUCUUAAUAUGAUUCUUAACUAGCAAUUGGAAUUAUCAAGCUCUAUUAAUAUAAUUCUUUAUUGUGAACAUGUCUGAUGCUAAAAGUAUGAAUAGCCCAGCCGGUGUGGCUCAGUUUAGCAUCAUCUCAUGCACCAGGAGGUCACCGGUUUGAUUCCCUAUUAAGGCCUAUGCCUGAGUUGCAGGCUUGAUCCUUGGUAGGGGUAUAUAGGAGGCAGCUGAUCAAUGUUUCUCUCUCAUCAAUGUUUCUAUCUCUCUUCUCCCUCUUCUCUCUAAAUCAUAAAGACAUAUUGUUUAAAAGGUAAAAAUAAAAUGAAAGCUUUCUAAGACCUGUGAAGAUAGGAAUUAUGUCUUACACUCAUUUCUACACUCAACUACAUCUGGGACAGCACCUUCCCUAUAAGACAUUUAAUAAAUGUAUGUAGAUUGAUGUAUUGAUUUGUAUGUAUUUCAAUUAAGGUGAAAGCACUCUUGACUCAACUUGUCUGUAAUCACAGUUUAAGAUACUAUUUUUGUUAAUGUAUGGAUACAUAAAUAUAAUGAUGUGUCAAGGCAGAUAACAACAUUUGGCUCCAUUACUUGAGACUUAUACCUGAAGUGUUUUCUAUGAAAUCCAGAAAAGAAGUUCUGUCAUCUUCAGGAGAAAAUAUGACAAUAAUAACAGAGUGGUCGAUGUCAUGAUUUGUCCUUUAAUAUUCAAUAAAAAGCUGCUUGCCUUCUUCCUUUCACAGCAAGUAAGCUUUGUAGUGCAUGCCAUCCUCUGGAUUAUUUGCUCCCUGUGCUAGAAUUAUCUCAUGGCGCUGAUAAUGAUUGCUUAGUCAUCUGUUUCCUACCAAGGAGCAGAUGACUCCCUAGGAGAAAGCUAAGUACUCGGAGUAUAUUAACUCUUCCAGACUAAUACAGUGAUUUUAAAGCUUAGCUGCAGCUUGUAACUCAGCUUAGCGGGCUCAGGGGUCUGGAGACCGAAGGGGCUGAGGAAAAUGUAGAAGUCCCCAGCAGAUUUGAGAGUUGCAGACUAAUCUGGCAAAUUCCUCUAAAGAUGCCAGGUGUGUUCUCAGGGAAGGCUCACAGUGAAACACUGCAUUUGCAAAUGAUACACACUUCAGCUGAAUUUGCAACCACUCAGGGCUAGUGUUUAGUUCAUUACUGCUCGGUCAGGAUGAAUGUUAGCUGUCAAGUUUAUGCACUUUAAAAAAAGAAUCACCACCAUUUAAUUCUGCAGUUCUGUCAGUAAAUGCUGAACUCUUGUUCCUGCUACCAAAUAAAAAUGAAGUUAUAA
This is a messenger RNA of Myotis myotis, 4039 nucleotides long. Its product is annotated as 24-hydroxycholesterol 7-alpha-hydroxylase. The record is from RefSeq and is a predicted model, not a curated record. The coding region runs from base 783 to 2333 and encodes 516 amino acids. The transcript has 13 exons. NCBI's taxonomy places the organism in Eukaryota, Metazoa, Chordata, Mammalia, Chiroptera, Vespertilionidae. Gene Ontology annotation, biological process: bile acid biosynthetic process; cholesterol homeostasis. Gene Ontology annotation, molecular function: iron ion binding; steroid hydroxylase activity; heme binding.